Geodia barretti is the source of this 1491-nucleotide messenger RNA. The record is from the annotation of a GenBank genome assembly. NCBI's taxonomy places the organism in Eukaryota, Metazoa, Porifera, Demospongiae, Tetractinellida, Geodiidae.
AUGUCGAACCCAUUGGUCGACAUGGAGAAGCCGGAUGUGAUUUUCUGUAUCGGAACAAAUAUGACCGAAUGCCACCCCGUUGCAGCGACACGCCUCAAAAAGGCAAUCGCAAGGGGAGCGAAAUUAAUUGUCGCCGACCCGCGGCGCAUCGGUCUCGCAGAGAUGUCGGAUCUCUACCUACCACUCCGUGUCGGCUCGGAUGUAGCACUCCUGCUCGGCAUGGCGCAUGUCAUCGCCCGUGAGGGGCUUAUCGAUCGAGAUUUCAUCGAGAGUCGGACGACAGACAGCGACGCCUUCCUCGAACACCUCGUCGAAUUUACGCCGACAUGGGCAGGAGGAGAUUUCAGGGGUGCCUGCGAAGGAUAUCGAGACCGCCGCAAAAUGAGCCUCUGCAACCUCGUGCUAAUGACCGGCAACAUCGGUCGCGAAGGCACCGGCAUCAACCCGAUGCGCGGUCAGAACAACAUUCAGGGCGCAGGGGAUAGCGGCGCGCUCCCGAACAACUAUCCCGGCUUCCAACCCGUUAUAGAUCCCGCAAACCAAGCCAAGUUCAAGGAAAUCUACGGCAGAGAGAUUGACCUUGACAAGGGGAUUACCAAAGUCACCGCGCUCGACCUCUGCGGCGAGGAGAUCCGCGCCAUGCUGAUUGACGGCGAGAAUACGCUACUCUCCGAUCCCGACCGUGUGCAUUGCGAACACGCCUUGAGGAGUCUUGAUCACCUCGUCGUCAUCGACAUCUUCUUGACCGACACCGCGGACUUGCGGAUGUCGUCCUGCCCGCGACCGCCUUCGGUGAAACAGACGGCGUUUGCUCGAACACAGAACGUCGCGUCCAGCGUCUGCGUGCAGCCGUGCCGCCGCCGGGUCAGGCACAACCUGACUGGUGGAUCAUCAGCCAACUCGCCAAACGGCUCGGCUUUACGGGUUUCGACUUUGGCGAACCGAAAGAGGUCUUCAACGAAUUGUGCAGUGUCUCACCGAUCUACGCAGGGCUCGAUUGGGAGCGUAUUGAGAACAGCGAGUACCAGUGGCCCGUGCCUGACAAAAUCACCCCGGCACCCCACGAUUGCACGAAGAGGAGUUUGUGAACGGGCGGGGUAUCUUCUCAAUCGUGCGUUACCGCGAUCCAGCGGAGACCAUCAGCGACGACUUCCCUGUUUGGCUGACAACCGGAGCGCACGGCUCCAAUCUUACCACACACGCACACAAACUGGUCGGGCGCAGGGCAUCGACUACCUACUGUCCGAAGAGGCACUUGAGGUGAAUCCCGCUGAUGUUGAGGGAUUGGGACUCAGGGAUGGCGGGUGGUGCGAGUUGUCAAGCGUACGCGGUGCUGUGAAGGUCAAGGUGAAAUCCACCAACCGCUCACCGCGUGGAACCGUCUUCGCCAGCUUCAGCUUCAGCGAUGUGCCUGUGAAUAUCCUCACCGGCUCCGGCUACGACCCGAUAACGGAGACAGCGGAGACUCAAGGUGUGUCCGGUCCGUGUUGA